AUGCCAGCGAUUCCGUCGCCCGCUGAGCUGCUAGGAAAUAUCCUCGUGCAUCGCAACACCGACCCGAUUUCCACUAACACAACUGCUCCAGUUUUAGAGGUUGUUUGCGCCUGGCCUGUGUCCGGGCAAUAUGGGCCCGGGACCCGAGUCCUAUACUAUGCUUUGAUGGUAGCCUGUGUCCUGGCUCGAAAAGAGGAAUGGAUUCGUAAUUCUUGUUUGGCGGCUGCGCUGCUUUUCCCUGCCGUCGCUGCUAUCCACGCGAUCGUCCUGGCGGCCGUCCAUCGCGAAGGAGCGGUCGAUAUGGAUGUUUAUGGGGCUUUCCAGCUGUGCGCAAUUGGUAUCUUGACCGCGCCGGCCACCGUGAGACUCUCCAAGACAUACUUCAACAACCCCGGUCGCGACAUCAUCUUUUUGUGGACGGGUCUCCUUCUAGCCGGGCUCCUUAGUUUGACUGUAGAAUUCGUUCGCCUUGAACCAACGCGUUGCCCACCAGAUGACCCAGCGACAAUCGAAUGGAUCUCAACAGGCAAAUUUUUGUUUACGAGCAACUGCGGCAUGAUUUGUGGAGACAAAGGCCCCUUUUCGCCUUUACGACAAUACUCGGCCAACAACAUCUAUGUGAUCCCAAUGCCCCAUCAACUCACCUUCAGUACGGCUACGCUUCUCGCGGCUGCAUGCUGCAUCCCCGCCAUUCUGUCGCUGGUGUCUACAUGGAUCAAGAUCCUGGAGAAGAAUUGGGAGAAGAUUGUCCGUAGAGAUCGGCAAACCGAGAAUCUCGAUCAGCAACCGAUUGAAGGCACAAAUGGAGCUACUCCCGUGCAGAUGUCGGGCAUUGCCAAAAGGCUACGAAGCUGGCUCACGCUGAUCGAGAUUCCAGUCUUCGCCGUUGCAGUUCUGGCCAUUCUGGUCAAGGGUGAGAUGAAUUUCUUCAGUGAGCCUGUCAGGUAUCAAACGGAGCCAAUAGCUAGUGUUGGCCAGUGGGCACCGAUCGUUGGUACUGGACUUGCCGCAGUCGGAUCUCUCUAUCUUCUUCUCGCGGCUGAAAUGGAAGCUGAAGAGAAAGGAGAAGCGCCGCCGGACGAAGAACCCAAGAAUCAGCCUGUCGGAAGAUGCGCAAGAUGCGAUCAGUGUGCUAUUUCAAGCGAUAAUGCAGAUUCUAGUACAGGCUCACGACGCAAUUCUCAAAGCAACGACGAACAACCAUCACCGGGAGUGGAGAGAACAGUCACCCAGCCUUCUAUACCCUCAACUAAGCGCACCAUGACCAAUCAAUCCGAAAAAUCUCACGACCCAGCUGGAAGACGGAAAGUGGCUCGUUUUCUUAACAUGGCGAGCAUGCGUGUGGCUGCCAAAGCGGGCAGUCAAUUCGAAGAUUCUGGGUUUAAUCCUCAGGGAGGGGAAGCUUUUCCAGAAGUCCCGGGCGAGGUGUUCCGAAAUGUGAACUUACCUGAUAUUCAAAAGGCCUACAUUCACUCUCCUAGAGCUCGAUCCAGAGCCAGCAGCUUCGUUGAAAGUAUUGAAUCCGAUUCAUCCAACGGCCAAGGGAAUUCGACAACGCCCUGGGGUUUGUCAAGGUACUUAUCAUUGCCGGAUCCAGCACGCACACCAACCCGCCCAAAGCAUUCGAAUACGCUACCGUCAAGAGGGAGCCCAUCCGAGUUCGGUAGCCAGCAUGGUAUCAGAAUCCUGCAUGGCGAUCCCUCGACAUGGCCGCGAAGUAUACCUGGGGGAUCAACUCCGGACGAAGAGCACGUUAGCCGAGCACCAUCUAUAACCGAAACAAGCCCUACCGCACUUACGCCUGGCUCUCAAGAUACACCCAAAAUAGUGGUUUCUCCGGAUUAA
Messenger RNA from Penicillium lagena, 1845 nucleotides. RefSeq lists its product as uncharacterized. The record is from RefSeq and is a predicted model, not a curated record. Lineage: Eukaryota; Fungi; Ascomycota; Eurotiomycetes; Eurotiales; Aspergillaceae. The transcript is spliced from 4 exons. The coding region runs from base 1 to 1845 and encodes 614 amino acids.